AUGAACCUUUGGCCGACUCAGUCCAGGCAACCCAUAUGGGAAGCUCGGACACUUGAACGCUUGCAAUUUGAGCGUUCCUUGGCCCUUGGCUGUGCCAUUGAAUCCACGACAGCCUCUGCUUACGUUUCACAUCUGAACUCUUACCUUAACUUUUGUCGCCUUCAUCAUCGGGCAGUUGAGCCGACUGAGGAUACACUGUCAUUCUUUGUCGUUUGGUUGUCUCAUCAUAUUGAACCAUGCUCUGUCGACUCUUACCUCUCGGGCAUUGUAAAUCACCUUGAAACUCAUUUUCCCCAUGUACGCGAGGUCCGCAAAUCACUACUUGUGACCUGUACCCUCAAAGGUUGCAAACGGCGCUUGUCUAAAUCUAUUCAGCGCAAGCAACCACUUACUCUUGAUGAUCUCGCUCUGGUUGUGGAUGCUCUGGGUCCAUCGAAAGCCUAUGACGACAUGUUGUUCGUCACCUUGCUUGUCACCAGCUUCAAAACCUUGCAACGCCUAGCUGAGUUAUGUUGGCCUAAUGCGAAGAAACAUCAAUCGUAUCGCAAAGUGCCUUUGCGGCAUUCUCUCACUCUCACUCGCAAUUCCGCGAGCUACGUUUUACCUCAUCACAAAACCAGUACCUUGAGAGUGGGAUGUGAAAUUUUGUUGUUAGGAGAACCAGACGCUAGGGUGGACCCUUUGGAACUAUUGCGGAGGUAUGUUGCUGCUUGUGACAAUCUCUUUCCCCAUCAUCCCCACCUCUGGCUCGCGGCCACUGGGACUAUCCCGACACGUGCCUGGUUUAUGUGCUAUCUUUGGCGUUUUUUCCUGCCCACUGUUUCAGGACAUUCAAUGCGUGGUGGAGGAGCCACCGCUCUAGCUGCGUCUGGCAUCGCGCCUGCGCUGAUUCAGGCAGCGGGACGCUGGUCCUCGGAUGAAUUCCAGAAAUACAUUUGCAAGCACCCUUUCCUGCUUCACCUACUCAUACAUGGUUCUCAAAAUCUGUAA
Messenger RNA from Suillus subalutaceus, 990 nucleotides. RefSeq names its product putative retroelement protein. The record is from RefSeq and is a predicted model, not a curated record. Gene Ontology annotation, molecular function: DNA binding. The transcript has a single exon. Gene Ontology annotation, biological process: DNA recombination; DNA integration. Bases 1 to 990 code for a protein of 329 amino acids. NCBI's taxonomy places the organism in Eukaryota, Fungi, Basidiomycota, Agaricomycetes, Boletales, Suillaceae.